AUGUUAUACUUCGCACUCAUUGCAUGGUCCCCCGACCCAAUAGUGACACGCGACUCCGAAAAGAAAUACCGCUCAUACAAGCAUCCCAGCAAUCCCCAACUCCUGCCACUUCUCUCCGACCCGAGUACCGUCGACCUCAGUGUCGUCAUCCCCGCCUACAACGAGACCGAACGCCUCCCCAUCAUGCUCGCAUCUGCUAUCGACCACCUCAGCACAACGACGCACUCAUUCGAAGUGCUCAUCGUCGACGACGGCUCCUCUGAUGACACCUCCGCCGCGUCCCUCCGCCUCGCGGGCAAGUACCCAAAAUGCGAUAUCCGCGUAGUAACGCUGGAGAAGAACCUGGGCAAGGGCGGUGCAGUGCGCCAUGGGAUGCUCUACGCGAGCGGGGAGAAGCUCUUGAUGGUCGAUGCAGACGGAGCAAGCCGGUUCAAUGACCUGGAACUGCUCUGGCGUGCCAUGGGCGACAUCGCGCCAGACAGUGGUCCUGGCGUCGUCGUCGGGAGUCGCGCACACCUUGUCAGAACGGACGCGGUCGUGAAGCGCUCGCUACUCCGGAACAUCCUCAUGUACGGACUACACACCAUCCUGCGAAUCGUAGGCGUCGGGCACAUCCGCGAUACCCAAUGCGGGUUCAAGUUGUUCUCGCGCUCUGCGGCGCAGCAGAUAUUUCCUCAACAGCACCUGCCGACAUGGAUAUUCGACGUCGAGCUCCUCCUCCUCGCCAAGCAGCUCCGUAUACCCGUCGCGGAAGUGCCUAUCGACUGGCAUGAGGUUCCAGGAAGUAAACUGAACGUUGUCACAGCGUCCUUGCAGAUGUUGAGGGACUUGCUGAUCGUUAGGGCAAAUCAUUUAUUGGGGAGGUGGAGGGCAUCAUCAGCUAAGAUUAAAACAGAUUGA
Molecule: messenger RNA, 900 nt
Organism: Guyanagaster necrorhizus
Lineage: Eukaryota; Fungi; Basidiomycota; Agaricomycetes; Agaricales; Physalacriaceae
Product: glycosyltransferase family 2 protein
Exons: 3
Coding region: 1-900 (299 amino acids)
Biological process (GO): protein N-linked glycosylation
Cellular component (GO): endoplasmic reticulum membrane
Source: RefSeq, a predicted model, not a curated record